This is a messenger RNA of Macrobrachium nipponense, 663 nucleotides long. Its product is annotated as zinc finger MYM-type protein 1-like. The transcript has a single exon. Lineage: Eukaryota; Metazoa; Arthropoda; Malacostraca; Decapoda; Palaemonidae. The record is from RefSeq and is a predicted model, not a curated record. Bases 1 to 663 code for a protein of 220 amino acids.
AUGGCGACCUGGAAAGAUUUACAGCUCAAUUUGCAAAGUGGAAAAACAAUAGACCAAGCUGAAAGGACACUGUUGGAGGCUGAAAAGAGAUGCUGGAGAGAUGUCCUGACUCGCUUAAUCUCCAUCAUCCAAUCUCUAGCUGGGAGAAAUCUUGCAUUUAGAGGUUCAUCAAAAACUUUACACCAGCAAAAUAAUGGGAAUUUUUUAAAAGAGGUGGAGCUGCUUGCUAAAUUUGAUCCUGUCAUGAAGCACCACACUGAGUGUGUUGAGAGUGGCCAGUUCAGUCAUUCCAGCUAUCUUGGAAAUAUCAUCCAAAAUGAACUUAUUGCCUCAAUCAGUGGGAAAAUAAUGGACACAGUGGUGACUGAGAUUAAACAGUCCAAAUUUUAUUCAGUCAAUUUGGACUGUACUCCCGAUGCAAGCUGCCAAGAACAGAUGUCAGUCAUCAUACGGACUGUCAAAAUGGACAAAGCACCAGAAAUCAAGGAACAUUUUAUGGGAGUUCUUGUAGCUUCUGAAACAACAGGUCUUGGUUUGCUAUCAUUGAUUUUGAAGGAACUGAUGGAACUGAAUAUUCCCUUUGAUGAUUGCAGAGGACAAUCAUAUGAUAAUGGUGCCAAUAUGAAAGGGAGGAACAAAGGAGUUCAACCCAGACUUUCUUGA